UAUUCACUGAUGACAUCCCACGCCUUCCCUAGACGCAACAUUUAACACACACACACACACACACACACACACACACUAUAGUUGUUAUUCAUUGAUGACUUGCCAAGCCAUCCCUAGACGCAGCAUGAAUAAAAAGGCAACGCAUGACUUCGCAUGCAGCAGUCUGGCGCACCACCUGUCCCCGCCGUGCAUUCCCACCUCACCACCAAGAUCAGUACACGAUGGUCGCCGUCGCCUUGCUAACGUGGCUACUCUUCCUCAGUACACAGUCCCUGCGGUCCGCUGCACUGCUGCGCCAAUCUUUAGAAAGCACAGCACCAGAAGCACUAGCAGCAGUGCAAGGCGUCUUGGCGUCACAGCGUCAGCACCAGUGUCCGGCGCUGCUCUUGUAUGACAACCCUAGCCAGGUUGCUCUCACAUUCGUGAAGGACACCGAGAAGCUAUCGCCACGCGGCAUCGCCAUCUUCCUGGUCGCGUCUCAACACACCCAGGGUAAUGGAACGCUGGCGUUCCUGAAGGCGACGGUCGACAAGGUUCGUCAGAUGGGAGGGGCGUGGCACUGCCUGGUGGUGGUGGUGGUGAGUGAUGACCCAGCCUUCCUCACCGCUUUCGCCCACCUCUCACUCAGGCGUCACGCCUUCAGGUGGUCCACCAGGAUCCUCAUCUUCACUCACCUCCCUCUCAGCCAUCUUAGCGGCCUACAUAACCUUCUCUCCAACAGAAACGCCAUGCUGCUCCUCGCGCACCGGAGCCAGAAAACCACAAGGUACAUUAAACACAAAGUUGAUGAAAAUCUUUACUAUGUGGUAUCAAAUUACGAGCAGAUUCACUACAGCACCAACGCUGACUGUGGCGGUGGAAUUAAUGCCUCACCACACAAUCACCUAGCAAUGCACAACAGGUACAGGUAUGUGGUGUCCCCAGACAGGACGUUCGGGACCAAAAUGUCUGACGGCUCCUGGACCGGCAUGAUGGGGUUGGUGGUGCGGGAGGAGGUAGAUUUCGGAGGCGUGCCCUUCAUGCUAUCGCCAGCACGAGCAGCAGCAGGAGACUACACUACGGUGAUAUAUACUGGAAACGUGAUGAUACUUGGGGGGCUGGGAGGUCUUGAGAUUGACCCGUGGGGCUUCCUACUGCCCCUCACGCCCGUAGUGUGGGCAGCCUCUCUGAUGGCACUGCUGAGCGUGCUGGCUCUGCUGAAAAUGUUUUCCCUCAGUCUCCCCACCAAGAUGCUAAAUCACGGCACCUUAAGCCCUGUGCGCGUCCUCCUGCAGCAAGGUGAGUCUCAGGGAUUGUGCUGGGCCCUCCUGCCGGGGAUGCCUUGCGUCUUGAAGGUUUCCAUGUUCUCAGGGAUCAAAAGUCAUACCCUCAUGAAGACUAAUUUUGCCUAACUUAUUCCCAACACAGACGUGGAGUGGCCCGCGCAGUGGUGGUGGUGGGAGCGUCUGAUGCUGGGGCUGUGGAUGUUGACCACGCUGGUGCUGACCA
Molecule: messenger RNA, 1488 nt
Organism: Portunus trituberculatus (swimming crab)
Lineage: Eukaryota; Metazoa; Arthropoda; Malacostraca; Decapoda; Portunidae
Exons: 8
Coding region: 144-1391 (415 amino acids)
Cellular component (GO): membrane
Molecular function (GO): glutamate-gated receptor activity
Source: RefSeq, a predicted model, not a curated record